This is a messenger RNA of Nicotiana attenuata, 3301 nucleotides long. Its product is annotated as serine/threonine-protein kinase D6PKL1-like. The transcript is spliced from 3 exons. Gene Ontology annotation, molecular function: ATP binding; protein serine/threonine kinase activity. Gene Ontology annotation, biological process: protein phosphorylation. Gene Ontology annotation, cellular component: plasma membrane; cytoplasm; nucleus. The record is from RefSeq and is a predicted model, not a curated record. The coding region runs from base 458 to 3064 and encodes 868 amino acids. NCBI's taxonomy places the organism in Eukaryota, Viridiplantae, Streptophyta, Magnoliopsida, Solanales, Solanaceae.
UUUCUUGCCAACACAAGUCUAUUUGUUUCAUUUCCUCAUUCAAUUUCACCCUCUUUCUCUCGUGCUCUCCAAAGCUUUGUUUUGUAAUAAUUAACUUGUGGAUUUUCCUUAUCUUCCAUUGCUACAUAUCCUUGUAUUUCACUUCAUCCACCUCUCCUUUAAACGCAUAAUAAAUAGCCCUACUUAUCUUCAGUUCAAUGAAAUUUUCAGCUCUCCCUUUGCUUUGAUCACUUUUCAGGCGUUGAAUGCCGGAUACAAGUAUACAGUACUGUCAUCGCUCUUGUUCAUCUUUUGGAGUUGAAAACGAUGGUACGACAAUUUGGAGGGUUUCUGAUAUACUGUUUGAUUUGUGUACUUCUUUCUCCUCAUAUUGCUUUGUCGGAAAUGGAUUAGAUAGUUACCGGUGGAUGUAUUAAACUCUGUCUUUCUCUGUCUUAUAUAUCGUUUUCUAGGAAGAAUGGCUAGGUUGCCUGGUAGUAAUGAGAUUACGAUUACAGAGCCAAUAGAGAAUCCUGAAUCUAAAAUGAAUGAAGAUGCGCAAAUGCAUCAUCACAUGAAGCGUAUGAAAAAGUAUUGUAUUGAAGAUGAUAUUAAUAAACUGUUUGAGGCGAUAGAGAUUAGGAAUUGCAAUAGGGUCCUGAGUAAGUCAAAAAGGGGUGUCAAAGAUGUAAUGAGUAAAAGUGCGAUGAAGAGGCCAAUGAGAUCUAGCUCCUCUCGUGCAUCACGCAUAGGAAUUUCCGAGCCUGUAAGUUUGAAGCAGGCCUUGAGAGGAUUAUGCAUCUCUCAGGCAUCAGAGCUGGCUGCUGUGAAGAAGCAAUCGUCAAAAGCUUCCAAGUUGUCUUCAGUCUCAGAAACGGGGGCUGUCAAUAGACUGUACAGGGCUGUUUUGGUUGAGACUAAUGACCCUAAUCGUCAUGUUGAUGAAGGCGUAGGGAAUUUGAUGCAGAUAUCCCUCGUCCCAGAGAGGAGGAUGUCAGAUUCUUCACAUAAAAGUCCUGAAUCUGAGAAUGUGCCAGUUCAAGAACAAUCUACUUUUGUCACUCAUACAUCCAAUCUGUCCGAAGAUGCAAUGAAACAUAAGGCAAGUACAAUACAAGCAGAAAGUGGGGCUUUUUGUCCGGCAAUUGAUAUUGGUUACGGUUACCUGAAAGAAGUGUCCGGGCAGAAGAAGAUGCUGGAGUUACCACAUUCUUCAACUUCCAGUUGUGCUGAAAAAGCGGAACGAGUACAAGAUCAGGUGGUUCCUGCUGUAGAUGAAGCUCGAACAGCUGCAAUUGUAACGGACAGGGAGCAGGAACGAUAUUCGAAUUUUGUGUCUUGCUCAUCUAUAUUUAGUGCAGGAAAUAAAGUCAUCAAGCCUACUUCUAGCAGCUCAAGUUUGAUGAAACCAGUUUUCAGAAGCAAAAAUUUUUCUAAGAAGAAAGUAUUAUCUGCUUUUGUCAGCAGUUCCAAGCAAUCUAAUGAUGGAAUUGAUAGUGAUUUGGCUUGUAGUACAAGUGAGUUUCCUUGUGAGACACCUGAAUAUGCUCCGAGGAAUAAUCAGAAAGAAGAGGACAAGGAAUCUCCAGAUUCCUGUUGUGUAAGUAGCAUAGAAGUUAGUUCAUCUGCUCUGAAGUCUGGUGUUGCUAAACUAGUUCUGAGCUCAAGGAGUUGUAACAGAGAAAGAAGUAUACUUACAAAAGCUGAUGAAACAUCGGGGUCAAAGGAAAAGGGUCAGAUGUCUCAAAGUUCGAAGAGUAGUAUUGCGGAUUAUAGCAGCACCACAAGCAUUAGCGAUGAAAGCUAUCUCAGUUGGUCUAGUCGCAGUGGUUAUUGCUCUCAUAUGUCAAAAGAUUUAAGAUGGAAAUCUAAUAUUUGUGUUCAGAAGCAGCAUGAAAACAUUGGCUUAAGGCAUUUUAAACUGCUCAGAAAACUUGGAGGUGGGGAUAUUGGGAAUGUUUAUCUUUCUGAGCUAAUGGGCACAAAGUGUCUGUUUGCUGUGAAAGUUAUGGAUAAUGACUUCCUGACCAGCAAGAGGAAGAUGACGAGAGCUCAGACUGAAAAAGAAAUUCUUCAAAUACUCGAUCAUCCGUUUCUUCCUACACUCUAUGCCCAUUUUACUAAUGACAAAUACUCGUGUUUAGUGAUGGAUUACUGUCCAGGUGGUGAUCUGCAUGUACUCCGACAAAAACAACCAAGCAAGAAUUUCCCUGAACAAGCUGCCAGAUUUUAUGUUGCUGAAGUUCUUCUUGCGUUGGAAUACCUUCACCUGCUUGGAGUUGUCUAUCGUGACUUAAAACCCGAGAAUGUAUUGGUCCGAGAAGAUGGUCAUAUCAUGCUCUCUGAUUUUGAUUUGUCUCUAAGAUGCACUGUUAAUCCUACCUUGCUGAAAUCAUCUUCUCCUGUCAUUGAGCCUCCAAAGAAGUCUAGUCCGUGCUCAGUAUCAAGCUGCAUAGAUCCCUUCUGCUUAAAUCCAUUCUGGCAAGUAUCCUGCUUCAGCCCCAGGUUUUUAUCUGCUGCAGCAAAUACGCGUAAGCUAAAGACUGACCUACCUGCACAAGUCUCACCUUUACCGCAGCUUGUUGUAGAGCCAACAAAUGCUCGUUCCAACUCAUUUGUAGGAACGCACGAGUACUUGGCUCCAGAGAUUAUCAAAGGAGAAGGUCAUGGCAGUGCAGUAGAUUGGUGGACCUUCGGAAUCUUUUUGUAUGAGCUUAUAUAUGGAAGGACUCCUUUCAAAGGGCCAAGAAACGAGGAUACACUGGCCAAUGUGGUUUCUCAAUGUCUUAAGUUUCCAGAAAGUCCUACUGUUAGUUCUCUUGCAAGAGAUUUAAUGAGAAGGUUGUUGCAGAAGGAACCUGAGAAGAGAUUAGGAGCUGUGAGAGGGGCAGCAGAAAUAAAGCAUCAUCCAUUAUUUGAGGGACUCAACUGGGCGUUAAUUCGAUGCUCAAAACCUCCAGAAAUACCUCGAUCCUACGACUUGGCAAAUGUCUUCCCUGAUGCAAACCAACAACAUAAGCAGAGCAGCAAGUGUGAAAAUGAGUUAAAAAAUAUAGGUGAGAAUAUUGAGUUUGAGAUGUUUUAGAAACACUAGGUAUGAGAAAGUAUAGGUUUGGUUUUUAAGUUAAACAUGUAUGUCUGAUCUACGUAGCUAAUUGAUAUAGGUCAUAUAGUGUACAUGUUCCACAAAGUGCAACACAUGAAGACAAGGCCGGAGCUAGAGUGCCGGGAGCGGGUUCGACCGGAACACAGUAGCUUUGGUUCGAACCCCGCAUCAAUCUUUAAAAUUUUGUUGAAUUAUGUAUAAAUUAUUAAUUUCGAA